AACUCAUUCUCUCGGUGUAAUUCCCCAUUCCACUUUGGAGCCGGACUGGAUUGGGAACUGACGUCCUUACCCUACCCAGCAGUGCAGACGAUUUUAGCUCCCGCACAGAACGAUGAUGAUGAUGAUGACGAGAUGAGCUUCAAGCGAAACCCCAAGGUGGGAGGAAAAUCUUUGCGGGCAGAUCCCACUUUCGUUUCCCAUCUCUACAAAAUCAAGUAAAACGGGAUUGAGAAGAAAGGCAAUGGGUUUUUAGAGGAAAUCCGCAAGCUAUUUUUUUCUAGUCUUUUCCUUUCCAUAUUUGCUUCCAUGGGGAAGUCAAUCCCUUCCGCAACGCGGCUUCAAGACUUCGCGAGAGCCGUCUCGUCCUCAGACAAGCUCCGCCUGCCGAAACAAGCGAAACCCAUUUCAAGAAUCCGGGUCUCCACUCCGGAGACGUCGAGACCCGGUGGAAGCGGCGGCGGCGGCGGCGGCGGCGGCGGGGUCCGAACCGACCCGAAGAAGAAGAUGGAGGUGGGUCGCGCGAAGAGCCUGGAGCUGGAGCGGAACACUCGGUUGCCGCUGGCUCAGGUGGUGUCCGACUGCGCCAGGAGGUGGUUCCAAGACACGCUGAGAGAGGCCAAGGCCGGCGAUGGUGCCAUGCAGGUCUUGGUUGGCCAGAUGUACAACUCUGGCUAUGGCGUGCCCAGAGACCCCCAAAAGGGUCGUGCUUGGAUUAAUAAAGCAUCAAAGGCUCGAUCUUCGGUUUGGAGAGUAAGUGAUAAACAACCAGGUUACAAUGCGAGUGACUCUGAUUCCGGUGAGAUGGAUGGUGACAAAAAGUAGCUACAGGGCAGACUUGGACUCUGUCCUUUCCACUACUUAGACCUGUCUAUUGAUCUCAAAGGUCCUUUUGACUCCUCUCAGCUUCCGUUUUUGCUUGCAGCCUACGAACAGCAUCUACUCUCUGGGGAUACAAGCAUCUGCUCUUGCUGCACUGGCUUUGUGAUCAUUCCGUUGAUGUUUAACAAAGGCUGAACAUAAAGUACCUAGAAUAGUUGCAUAAUGAUUUAUGCUUCCUCUUUAACUUAGUACACUAAGGUAGCCGAGGAAGUAAUUUUGUUAAGAGGAUGCCAUCCUUCAUCUUCAGUGUCAAUGCAAAGAGCAAUGAUCUUUCAAGGAUGCUUCUUUUUUGGGUAAACUAAGACUUCAUCAAACAAUUUUAAACAUCACCAUCCAAAAGAGGGCAUACCCCCCUAGAGAACCAAUGUUUGAUGCUUUGGUUACGAAGCUUGCCGGUGUCUAGGUUUAUAGAUGGUUUCAGAUAGUGAAAGUCCCUCAUCAUAUCAUCAGCCUCAAUCGAUUCGUCGGGAGCAUUUUUAUCGCAGAAGAACAGAGGUGAUGAUGAACAAGCAAGAUAAUAUUUGAGCAGGGUUUUGCAGAGAACAUUAGUCAGAUUAGCAGCUACAACAUAACUUCAUCUGAUGAAUUUGAAUUGGGCAACGCUAUUUAGACAGAAUAUGAUAUUUCAUUGAA
Molecule: messenger RNA, 1512 nt
Organism: Eucalyptus grandis
Lineage: Eukaryota; Viridiplantae; Streptophyta; Magnoliopsida; Myrtales; Myrtaceae
Exons: 4
Coding region: 307-822 (171 amino acids)
Molecular function (GO): protein binding
Source: RefSeq, a predicted model, not a curated record